AUUAUAAUGAGUGUUAUAAAGUGUAUGCUGUUUUUUUGCCUUGACAACAAGCUUGACAUUUUGGGAAGACUACACUUGUCUGGAUGUAACUCAGUGCAUGUUAAACAAGGCCAUAAUACAUGUGGCUUUAAAGCACCUGGAAUCGGGUAUAUCCUGUUGUCAAUGCCAGUUUCUUAUCCUUGCAACGAAGGCAAGCAUAUGGUGCGGAAAGCACCUGAAGAUGACUCUCAUGUCCUCUGGGGAGUCUCAAGAAGAGGAGCAUACCGAACUGUUUUUUCAGCUACUAGUGGAUUUUCUGAGCUUUUCCACUGCUAGUUAUUCAGCUUUGGCAAGAAUUCCUAUAUCAGCUAACAGAACGUCGAUGGAUGCUACUGUAAUUAUU
Cannabis sativa is the source of this 382-nucleotide messenger RNA. RefSeq lists its product as uncharacterized. The coding region runs from base 7 to 315 and encodes 102 amino acids. Lineage: Eukaryota; Viridiplantae; Streptophyta; Magnoliopsida; Rosales; Cannabaceae. The record is from RefSeq and is a predicted model, not a curated record. The transcript has 3 exons.